UCGGCUGGUGCUCGGGUCGGUUCUUUUCGGCGCUCCGCGUGUCGUACGUUCAAAAAAACUGUUCGCUAAUCGCCCCUCGAGAGGGCCAUUAUUUACCAUUGCCGUGACGGUGGCCAAUUGCACCGUAGCGCCUACGAAUACCUCGUUACUUUUCAAAAGCUGAGAGCCAAGAGUACACAAGAAGAAAAAGACGAACAAGUACUUACUAGCACCGGUGUUUUCUUAUUAUUUUCAUCAUCCAUUGCUUAGCCACGCGCUGUCGUUGCAUUCAGGGCCACACUCGCACUUACUACUUUAUUUAUGUGUAUAAUAUAACCCAAGAGUAUAGCGGGGGUACGUGAAAAUAGACGUGGGUCUGCUACCGUGUUGCCGGUACACGUGCUAUAUCCAAGUAGAUAUAUAUAUAUACACGUAUAAACGUGCAUGAGUAAGUCUGGACACGGAGCAGCGGUGAUAUGGCCCCGAGAGACGAGAGGCGGCCCUCGGGGCCGGACAUUCUUAAACACCCGCGGGUAUAGUGGUGGUGGCACAGAGGCGCCCGAGUCCUGCAUCAACAUCGGAAUUAGUUGUCAAACUGGUAGAGCAAAAGUCGUUUUCGGGGAGCCAUCGGGACGACGAGAGCCUCGGCCGGGAGUCAACGGCAAGGCCAAGUGCUCACCGCCACCGGAGGCGAAGAGCAACAACGGGCCAGUUGCGACGCAAAAAGGGGAAGAGGCGCGAUGCUGCCGACAAGCAGCGGCUGGCAGCAGCAGCAGCGUAGAGGAGGCAAGGCCGGCUAAUCCCCCCAAACCCAAACAGCGAGAAGUGGUGCAGGGCCAUCAUCGGGAUCGGCACAUGGAGGGCGUGAUGAAGCUGGCCGCAAGGGCCCUCCGACUGAAGGAGCGCUUGAUCCUCGCGUUGGCCGGCUUGGCCAUCGUCUGUACGUUUCUCCUGGUGAUGGAUCUGCAAUUGGAUCUGGGCUACAGCGGGCACCAUCUACUGCCCAGUCACGGGAGGUACAGGAUGGCCGAGGACCCGCAACGCGACACCGUUUACAACAACUUCAGGCGUAAAUUCAUGCCACGAGCGCAAGGGAGCAGGGAAGCUUACGCGGCGACGGAUCAGCCGCAGGAGGAGUCGACGAGCGCCGCGGGCCAUAAGACUUCCCAGCUCGCCACGGAAGCACCGCACGACGACUUUGCCGAUCUGGUGGCCAGCGUGAAAAAAAUCGGGGCAGUGGUCAGGACCAGCGAGGAGGACGAGCGGGAUAACCCGAGCAUCGCCGACCUCAAGGAUUUUAAGAUGGGAAAAAACAGCACGAUAUUGGAAAGGUUUCACUCGCGGAUCCGCAAACGGGAGCUGUACAGGGAGGAGGACUUGCCGCUGGUCGAGGAGCUCCUGGAUUACAUGGCCACCCAGCCGAUCGUCCACGCCUCUGAAAAGUCUGGCGGGACGCAGCUCAAACUCGUCAUGGACUAUCCGAACAAGAUGCAAGCUCUGUUCAAGCCAAUGAGAUUUCCACGCGACACGCAGACCCUUCCAAAUCACUUUUACUUCACGGACUUUGAGCGCCAUCACGCCGAAAUCGCGGCGUUUCAUUUGGAUAGGUUGCUGGGUUUCCGGCGUGGUAUGCCAGUGACGGGCCGGAAGCUCAACAUAACGGCAGAGAUCUAUCAGGUGACGGACGGGGACAUUCUAAAGACGUUCUUCGUUAGUCCGGCGGGUAACUUGUGCUUUCACGGCAAGUGCACGUACUACUGCGACACGAGCCACGCAAUAUGCGGCGAUCCGGACACGCUGGAGGGCAGCUUCGCCGCUUUCCUGCCUGACAAAAAGUUGAUACCGAGAAAAAUCUGGCGGCAUCCCUGGCGACGGAGCUACCACAAGCGCAACAAGGCCGCGUGGGAAACCGACUCGGACUACUGCGCGAGCGUGAAGAAGCAUCCGCCUUACGAUGAGGGCCGGCGCCUGUUGGAUCUGAUAGACAUGUCGGUCUUUGACUUUCUCACCGGCAACAUGGACCGCCACCACUACGAGACCUUCAAGAUCUUUGGCAACGACACCUUUACCCUCCACCUCGACAACGGCCGUGGCUUCGGCAAGCCCUACCAAGACGAGAUCAGCUGUUUGUCGCCCUUGCUGCAAUGUUGCAUGAUUCGCCAGAGUACCCUAGCCACGCUCUUGAGGUAUCACAACGGACCGGUAAGACUGAGCAACGCGAUGCGAGAGAGCUUAGCCAAGGACCCUGUGGCCCCGGUGCUGUGGGAGCCACAUUUGGAGGCGCUCGAUCGCCGUAUCCCCAUAAUUCUCGAAGCUGUGCGGAAAUGCAUCGAACGCCACUCGCUGCACUGGUAUAAUGGCGUCGUCAAAGACGAGAAGAGCGAACAAGAGGAGCAGCAGCAGCAACAGAGCGAUGUAGAAGCAGCCAACGAGUGAUUACUUUUUGAUUACAACUCUUCGUGUCCAUCUGUAAAUGUUGCUUCUUUUUUCCAAUCCGUGUAUUCGGUUGUGUAAUUUUUUUUUGUUUUACUAUUGUACUGACCAAACAAUUGUUUUACAAAAACUCGGAUUUUUUUGACUCUAUCUAGAUAGAAUGUAUACAGAAUAAACCAAAGCAAGAUCGUACAGAGGAUCAAAUUGUGAGAGAAAUAAGUAGUGUGCAAUGAUAAAGAUGAUGAUGACUGAAAUGCCUGUCAAAGUGUAAGACGAAAGACGCGAUAAGUAUAAAAGGAUGUAGACAAACGCCUAUGUGCAUGUGCUGCACAAAGCACUUAUUAUCAAUGUGAUGUUUACAGUUGUAAAAUAUUGUACAUAUUUAAUAGUCGAUAUAUCAUGUAAAAUGUUCAAUGUAAAAUUGAUAAUUUGUAAGUGUCAGUUAUAAAUUGUACAUAAAAGUGCGUAUAAAGUACAAUAUACAAUGUUCCUUGUGGAUAUAAUGAUAUCAGAGAA
This is a messenger RNA of Copidosoma floridanum, 2928 nucleotides long. Its product is annotated as extracellular serine/threonine protein CG31145. Gene Ontology annotation, biological process: protein phosphorylation. NCBI's taxonomy places the organism in Eukaryota, Metazoa, Arthropoda, Insecta, Hymenoptera, Encyrtidae. Gene Ontology annotation, molecular function: protein serine/threonine kinase activity. Gene Ontology annotation, cellular component: Golgi apparatus. The record is from RefSeq and is a predicted model, not a curated record.